This is a messenger RNA of Dunckerocampus dactyliophorus (ringed pipefish), 3266 nucleotides long. Its product is annotated as zona pellucida sperm-binding protein 3 receptor. The coding region runs from base 888 to 1802 and encodes 304 amino acids. Lineage: Eukaryota; Metazoa; Chordata; Actinopteri; Syngnathiformes; Syngnathidae. The record is from RefSeq and is a predicted model, not a curated record. The transcript is spliced from 12 exons.
AUACGGUGAAGUCAAGGUACCGCUUGUUAAAAGAGCUUCCUGCUUUUCCUUUCGAAGUAAAACACCAUUCUAACGCAACACACUCGGUGCAAUCGUACCGAGCUAAUCAAGUUCAUCAAUUAGCUCAUUGAAGCUAAUCAAAUCACAAAAACCACGCUUGCUUGACAUAUAUGUCACCACUGUCCUCGCAAGGCCUUUCAACAAGAGAAGACGGGCUUUGAAACAAAGCAGAUUGGAGGCUUUGUUUAAAAGAGUCUAUGACAAAGUGGCAAGCUUUAUGACAAACGUGUGCAAAAGAAGUGAGGUUUUAUUGGACGUUUGUAUUCGCGUCGAGGUUGUCAGGGAGAUACGGACCAUACGGUAUGUAAAGCACUGAUUUGAAGAGGGAGAAGCUUACCUCAAUUUUUUGCACAACCUGUACAAUAUCUUAAGAAAUUCAUGAAAAUGUACUAAAUUAAAAGAAGAGCUUUAUCAAUGAACUUCCAAAGUAAUUUAACAACAAAAAGAUUUUUAACUUAAAUGUUUUCAUUUCACAGAGGAAACAGAAAAAGUGACAUGGACUGUAAUAAAGGCACCACUGCCUAAUUUGGUUGCACACCCUAUGGCAGCGAUGAUGGCCUCCAAAGGUUUCUUGUAGCCAUCUAGAACCUUUGUGUGCAUUUCGGCUCCUAUUUUCUCCCGCUAUGUCUUGGCAGUUUCUUCAAGCUCUUCAGUGAUUCCUUUUCCCAAUGGCACAUUUCAGCUAACAUCACAGAUUUUCAAUGGGAUUAAGAUCAGGAAUCAUCGCUGGCCGAGGCGGAGUUCAGUGAGGAGAAAGCCACCUCUCUGCCUUAUCAGCCACAAGUUACAGCAGGACAGCGUAAGGGGAAGAAGCAUUUUUCUCCAGCAUGGCUGACAUGGAGGAGCUGCUACUACUGCUAAGUGCCAGCACACAGCGGAGGCUCGCUUGUGUGCUCUUCUUCGUCUUUGUGUGGAGGUCAGAAGCUGAUUGUCCCGUGCCAAAGAAAAAGGACUUCGCCCUAAGCCCAAAGUCGUGGCUGGAUGACGCUUUCCCGGAGGGCUCCAUUGCCUUUAUGACAUGUCAUAGGGGCUAUGAGGCGGACGGCGGCUCUGACAUGAUUACCUGCCGUAACGGGAAUUGGACUGAGUUGACUCUCAGAUGCAAAAGGAAGGACUGUGGUCCUCUUGAACCUCAGCCCAACAUGAGAUUCAACACCACUUCCAACACACUCUACGGCGAUGUCGUAAAGGUCACAUGUAAUGAAGGAUACAUGAUUGAAGGAUCCAGCUACAGGAUUUGCAUGGUUUCUGGCUGGAUGUUUCCAAGCAGCUGUCAAAUCGUAACCUGCCAAAAGCCUGCAGAGGUGACUAAUGGUAAAAGCUUGUGGGAUUCCCAGGACUUCCCAAAGUAUGGAGAGGUCAUACAGUACGAGUGCGAUGAAGGAUACACCCUCGUCGGGAACAAAAGCAUUGUGUGCAAGAAUCUUGAAUAUGAUUCUCCGCCUCCUGUAUGCAAAGAGGCGUCUACAUCAAGUUCAUCAGCCACAACAGUUGCUCACCGAGAUAAAACUAUCACAGCCAGCACAGGAGCAACCAUCACCACUUCACAGGAAAUCUUUGCAGAAAAGAAUGUGGAGGCUGCAGAUGACAACAAGGACGCUAAUUAUCUCCCCACUAUAAUCAGCGUGAUAUGUGUCACACUAGGCGUAGGCAUAGCAGCGGUGUGUCUGCAUAGGCAUCUCAAGAAUAAAGGGUCAUAUGACACCAGAGAAGGCCCGAAGCACCAGUUAGUCAAUGUCUAGAAGGCCCGCCUCCCCAAAGCCUCUGAUUGGAAGAGUGCCUAUCUGCUGGAGAGCAUCUGGGAGCCAGGAAGGACGUGCCAACAGGCUGCAGCAGUUCCUUCGGCUGAAGGGAAGAAGAAAGAAAAGGGAAUUUAAUAAUAUUGCACGUCCACUGGCAGUUGAUUCUGCUGAGUAAAAUGCGUGGCGAGUGAAAUGACUGAUAAAGCACUUUUUUGUAAUAUUUUUUUUGGUAAAUUUUCAAUACUACUUAAUAUUUCUUAUUUUAUUUAUGUUGAAAACUGGAAUAAACACUUUAACUUAAUGUGUUUCAAAUGUAACGUGUGGCCCCCAGCUUAUUAGCAUGGAUGAGGGGGUGUUACAAUAUGUUUCAGUUUGCUGGCUGCGGUGGUGGCGGCGGCUGAUAAAAAAAAAACACACACACACAAUCAACUGCGUUCUUUGUACAAUCAACUACAUUCUUUGCCUUUGCACGUUCUUGGCCUCAUUGUGAGGCUCUUUUGCUCAGAUAGGAGCGAUAUAGGAGACUUAGAUGAGAAAGAAUGCAGCCAGUCAUGCACCACACGACCAAGGAAAUGUGUUACUACAUGUAUAUUUUUUAGAAACUUGAAGUGUACAGCUUGUAUAGUAUAGAUUAACUAUCCACUGAAAAUGUGCCAACACUUGGAACACACUAUUGGAACACAGUUUUUUUUUUUGGUCAUUCUUAGUCACAUUUUGCUGCAGUGUUUCUAUGAAGCUGAAAUUUGACCACAUUACUCAGGUUGAUGUCAUCAUUUUUGUGAUGAAAGACAUUUUGGAUGUUAGCAGACGUGAGCAACCAUCAAACCCCACCCAAAGAGGAAAAUCUUUGCUGCAAUUAAAAAGGAUCCCACUAAUAAGCAUGUUGCCAGCCUGCAAAAGAGCAGCUGCAAGCAGAAACUCCUUGUGGUCGUGUGUGCGUCUGCUCCAACCAACACAGUAUUAAGCAAUGAUUGAACGUUGCAUUGAAGUGAAAACACAUGGAAGAAGGGAUGUGAUCUCUGCACAGGACAAGACGAUUGACAGCAGGAAAACAUGUUCCCGUCCUAGCGUCACCCAGUGUCCUCUCCAUCACCAAGCUAACCCAAGCUUGUUUUAACAUACACGCACUGCAGACGCAACCAAACGACAUGGGAAAAACAUGGCCAUGAGACCUUUAUGGAGGAGGUGGAGGCAAUGUUUGAGCAUGCAAGUGUCAAAAGAAGUUAAGCACUGUAUAAACGUAAAACUACUACUACUUGAAAGGCAACCGAUGAACAGGAAGAUGUUUGCUCAAUGAUACUAUCACCUACUUGCCAAACAUACGAUUUACAGGUAUUGUUGGAAUAAACAGACCCAUUCAUGGUGAUGUCGUUAUAUUGAAAUAUUGAAUGUAUUUUUUAUUAAAAUAUUUUGAUAGGCAUCUUCUAAUGCACUGCUAAUACCGAGAAAUUUUGUGAUCCUACU